Messenger RNA from Trichomonas vaginalis G3, 631 nucleotides. RefSeq lists its product as uncharacterized. The record is from RefSeq and is a predicted model, not a curated record. NCBI's taxonomy places the organism in Eukaryota, Parabasalia, Trichomonadida, Trichomonadidae. The transcript has a single exon. The annotation marks the transcript as partial.
AUGUGUCCAUUUCGAGACUAUAACAAAGCAGUCGAAAAUUUGAAACGUUUAGUCAUUUAUGUCGACUCUGCCCCAGAAUGUUAUGUCAUGAAAGAAUGGGAUGUUGUCUUUAACAAACCAAGAGCAACAAUAGUUUCAGAACAAGAAUGUAGACAGAAACUUAAGAAAAUAAAAGUCGUACAAGUUGGCAUGAAGAUGUUAGAUGCUUGGGAUAUCUUAUUGUCAAAACUUGAAGAUUUUUCAGUUCGAGGUAUAAAGUUUUAUACACCUUCUCCAAACUUCUAUUCUAUCUUCACUGGAUAUAAAUACGAACAAGUAGAAUGGAAACACAGUAUUAUAGAAGCUUGGUUAGACCAUGUCAAAGAAAUUAUAUGCAAUGGAAACGAAAGAGUCUAUGAGUAUAUCUUAUGUUGGUUUGCAAACAUCUUACAACAUCCAAGUGCUAAAAAUGAAACUGCUCUCAUUAUAAUUGGAAAACAAGGAACAGGUAAGAACACAUUCUUUACAGAUAUCUUGUGCAAACUGUUAGAAGGUUAUUCGAACCCUAAUAUGACAAACUUAGAAAACAUCUGCGGUAAAUUUAACUCCUCAAUAGAGAAUAUGAAACUUAUAGUUUGCAAUGAACUUCAAA